AAGUGUCAACGAGUGGCUGCAAUCCGCCUCCGCACUCACUCCACGCACACGCCGCUAUACGCGACGCCGCCGAGCAGAGCGCCGCCGGCCCCCCUUUCUCCCUCUCCCUCCGCCCGAUCCUCAGUCAGCUGCCGCCGCCGCGGCGCCGCUCCUCUCUCCGUCUACUGGGGUGGAGAUCCGUCCGGGUCCGGAGUAGCCUCGCUUUCGUCUUGGUUCGAGCAGUGGUGAGCAAUAUUCUUCAAUUAUCGUCUGGUGCACGGUGGUGAUUGUUGGAUCCUUCUGCUUAGUCAACAACGAACAAUGGGCACUUUCCCAACAGCAAUAUGUCCACAGAAGAGAGGAAAUUGAGUAUGCUAAACAAGGGCACUUCAUUGAAUCCAAAUGCAGAGGAAUUUGUUCCUUCAUCCCUUAGAUCUGUCAGUGAUGCUUCCAGGAGAUCAGAUGCAGCUAUAGUUAUCUCAGGACCAUCUAAAGAAGCCAGCACAGACCAGGCAGAGUCCAUUAUAUGGAGUAAUUCUGAUGAAGAAGCACAUCAGUAUUGGCAACAGCAGCUCCCUGAUGACAUCACCCCUGAUUUCAAAGUCCUGGGACAAGAUGAGACUGCUGGACCUGACAGUCUUACACUCACAGGCCUGUCCAUAAAUGAUGGCAUUGGCGCGUCAAUAUUUUCUCCAAACCAAACACUGGGCAUGCAGCACCGUGCUUCACCUUUGAUCAGGGACAAACUGAGUACACGCCCAAAGAUUGAGUUUUCUGGGCCAGCUUAUAUAGACGAGCAUUCGCAAGCUACAAUUAUGAGUCCGACUGCCAGUUCCAUGAGCCCAACUGCUGCUCCAUGGGUAAAGACAGUAAGGAAUGGUGGACACUAUAACUCAAACAGAAGGGAUGUUGGUCACUACAAUGGAGAUUCUAGCAUAGGAGCUUCACUGCACAACAUUUCUGAUGCGUAUCAUGGAAGCAGGCGCAGCUUAAGCUCGACUAUGGAUAUCAUGAGUCAGCUGGAGCAGAAUAAAGUUGAUGGACGACUCAGUCAGAACCUCAGGUCACUAUCAUUUGGACAUUCAAGUCCUCCAUCACCAGCAUCAUAUGGUCAAAAUGGUCUUGGAAACUAUAGUAAAGAAGCUUUUGGUCUGCCAAACAGUCCGUAUAGAUCUCAUUCAGCUAUACUCGCAGACGAUAUUGUUUCACCCGCAACUGGACGUGAACAUGUUUCCCUGGAUGCUCCUAGAGGAAGGUACAAGACGACUAAUGUGCCAGUUUCUGGUUUUGGUUCAAGCAGAGGUUCUCAGCUGUUGGGUGGCUCGUAUAAUGGGCAUCAUGAUAUGAUCUCAACCAAUACCCUACAAAACAUUGCUGGAAUUCAGACAGGACCAGCUUGGCUUGAAAAUGAUGCUGCGGCAAGUGCAUAUUUGGAACCAAAGGAUGAAGCUCAUGAUUUUGCAAGCAUGCGGCAUGCAUUUCUUGAACAGCAGGAUAGGCAGGCUUUUCUGACGGGCAACAGCCCUUUAACAAAGGAUCUGACAUUGAAGGAGCUAUACAAUAUACAAAGCAGGUUGGCUCAAGAGAAGGCUAGAGAAACAACAUAUCAACAAAGAUUCCAAAUGCCAGAGCUGCAAGGCCUCAUCCAGGAGCAAAACCCUCCAAUUGACCUGUGCGGCCUACACGUCAGCGAGGCGAUACACGUCCUCAACUACGAGCUCAACAACCGGAGGAAGAUCGCGCGGUCCACUGGUCGCCGACUCCAGGCCAUCAUCAUAUCCAGCGCCCGCACCCCUGCAAGGCUGACAGCUGCCGUGGAGCAGUACCUCCUGGAACACGGCCUUCAGUACACGCAGGCGCAGCCAGGCCUCUUCCGUGUCCUGCUGUAGUGAUGAAACGGGACGGAAGGUCUAAGUGAUGUUCACGAACGAGAUCAGAUGAAAAGGAAAAAAGUUUGACUUGUACUUUUGUAUAUGGCAGAGGUGGCUAGCAGAAUAGAAGCGUUAAGAUAGCUCAUGUAAUAUUCCUAUAUCAGGCUUUUUGUCAGCAAAUGUAUACAUCGUAAAAUUUGCGAGAGUUAGGGGAUAUGUUCUUUCACAAUCGUUCACCCACAAUCUUGGAUGCAAA
Messenger RNA from Panicum hallii, 2106 nucleotides. Its product is annotated as polyadenylate-binding protein-interacting protein 7-like. The transcript has 8 exons. NCBI's taxonomy places the organism in Eukaryota, Viridiplantae, Streptophyta, Magnoliopsida, Poales, Poaceae. The record is from RefSeq and is a predicted model, not a curated record. The coding region runs from base 324 to 1868 and encodes 514 amino acids.